Orycteropus afer afer is the source of this 366-nucleotide messenger RNA. The record is from RefSeq and is a predicted model, not a curated record. NCBI's taxonomy places the organism in Eukaryota, Metazoa, Chordata, Mammalia, Tubulidentata, Orycteropodidae.
AUGCAGUUUUCCCGGGGAAGCGGCCUCGGAUCCCGGAGUCUGCUGCUCUCGCUUCUCCUCCUGGCAGCCUGGGCGGCGGGGAGCGCCCAGAUCCACUACUCGGUCCCCGAGGAGGCCAAGCACGGCACCUUCGUGGGCCGCAUCGCGCAGGACCUGGGGCUGGAGCUGGCCGAGCUGGUGCCGCGCCUGUUCCGGGUGGCGUCCAAAGGCCGCGGGGACCUUCUGGAGGUGAAUCUGCAGAACGGCAUCCUGUUCGUGAAUUCCCGGCUGGACCGCGAGGAGCUGUGCGGGCGGAGCGCGGUGUGCGGCGUCCACCUGGAGGUGAUCGUGGAGAAGCCGCUGCAGGUUUUCCACGUGGAGGUGGAG